Molecule: messenger RNA, 2243 nt
Organism: Ricinus communis (castor bean)
Lineage: Eukaryota; Viridiplantae; Streptophyta; Magnoliopsida; Malpighiales; Euphorbiaceae
Product: leucine-rich repeat receptor-like serine/threonine-protein kinase At2g14510
Exons: 9
Coding region: 267-1811 (514 amino acids)
Molecular function (GO): protein binding
Source: RefSeq, a predicted model, not a curated record
AUUGAAGCCAACACUAACUGCCGUCUUAGUUUAUUGACCUGGCUGGUCCUUUCCCGCGUCAACAAAAUUCCUUCCCUCUUCAACAACUCCUCUCUUCUCUAUAUCCCUAUUCCUUUCUUGCAGACAACACUCUCCCAAAUGACUCAUUCAACCCUCCCCUCUCUAUCUCUCUCUCUAAACCAAAACCCAUACUAACUCCCUUCUCUCUCUCUCUCUCUCUCUCUCCAUCGGAACACUUCCUCUGUUUCUCGAUCAAAACUAUUGCCAUGUCCAUUCGCGUCGCUGUCCUUCUUUCUUUACUCUCCCUUUCUCUCUCUCAAUCUCCACCCCUCAGAGGUACUUUUAUUAAUUGUGGGGCCACUGCUCCCUCCACAUUUUCCGGCCGCGAAUGGCUACCGGACUCGGGCUUCAUUUCCCAAGGCACAUCCAAGAAUCUUACAAUCCCCGUCCUGGCUCCUAUCCUCUCAACCGUCCGAUCAUUUCCUCUGACGAACAAUCUCCACCGUAAACUCUGCUACGUUGUUCCAGUUUUUCGAGGUGCGAAGUACAUGAUCAGAACGACCUAUUUUUACGGAGGGAUAAACGCCGGCAGCAUUUCGCCGCCGGUUUUUGAUCAGAUUGUGGAUGGAACUUUAUGGAGCGUGGUGAAUACUACGGAGGAUUAUGCAAACGGCAUGUCGUCUUAUUAUGAAGGUGUUUUUCUUGCACAAGGCAAGACUAUGAGUCUAUGUAUAGGCGUAAAUUCGUACACGGAUUCUGACCCGUUUAUUUCGGCUUUGGAGUUUGUGAUUUUGGGUGGCUCCUUGUAUAACUCCACCCAUUUUCAACAAAAUGGUCUUAGCUUGAUUGCUAGGCAUAGUUUUGGAUACAACGGAUCCAUCAUUAGAUAUCCUGAUGAUCAUUUUGAUCGAUUUUGGGAGCCAUUUGGGGAAAGUGAUGUUUCCAUUUCGAAAAAUAGAAACAUAUCAGUUUCUGGUAUUUGGAAUCUUCCUCCAUCCAAAGUAUUUGAAACGGAGUUAACAAGUGGUCAAUCUGGUCCCUUGGAGUUGAAGUGGCCAUUGGUGUCUCUUCAGGAUUCUAUGUACUAUAUUGCUCUAUACUUUGCAGAUGAUACAAAUUCAUCUGUUGGACCAGCAAGGUUGCUUAAUAUAAGCAUAAAUGGGAUAACUUAUUAUAAAAAUCUGAGUGUGACACAAGAAGGGUCUGCUGUUUUUGCUACGCAAUGGCCUCUUGGUGGUCUUACUACUAUCACUUUGACUCCUGUUGGCAGUACAAGUGUGCCUUUGAUCAAUGCUGGUGAGGUUUUUGAGCUGGUGGUGCUUGGAGGAAGAACUCUUACAAGAGAUGUUAUAGCUAUGGAACAAGUUAAAAGCAGCCUUCAGAAUGCUCCAAUAGACUGGAGUGGUGAUCCCUGUAUGCCUCGUCAAUAUUCGUGGACUGGAGUUACAUGCUCUGAAGGGCCUCGGAUUCGUGUGGUUACAUUGAAUCUGACAGGCAUGGGCCUCUCAGGAUCACUGUCCCCAAGCAUUGCCAGAAUGACUGCAUUGACCAACAUCUGGCUUGGAAACAACAAUUUGUCAGGUUCAUUACCUGAUCUCAGUUCAUUAAAGAUGCUGCAGACAUUACACUUGGAGAACAACCAAUUCACUGGAGAGAUCCCCUUAUCGCUUGGAAAUAUUAAGGAUCUGCAAGAACUAUUCUUGCAGAACAAUAAUCUGACUGGUCAAAUUCCCAAUAGCCUUAUUGGAAAACCUGGACUGGACAUUAGGACCACUCCUGGAAACCAGUUAGUAUCUCCACCACCUUCUUAACCUACACAACCAUGACAAAGGUGGCAAGUGUGCAUAUUGAAACCGAUUUCAACUGUUUGAUUAUACUUUACAUUGUAUAUAGCAAUCUUUAAAGAAGAUAUUUGCUAUGAGUUUUGCCGUUGAAAGCUUUCUUUGGUUUGCUGGAAGUUUUGUGGUAUCAGCUUUCUCUGGUUUGACCGAUACUAGCUCCUCAAUUCAAGAUGGGGCAUCCGCAAGUGUAUACAUAAAAUGGUUCUUUUAUAUCAAUUCAACCUGAUUCUUUUUUUCCAACACAGCGUAACUGAAUCAUACGCUAAAACCUGUAUGUAAACUAAUUUGUAGCCAAUUCUUUAUGUGCAAUUCUUCUUGUUUUUUUUCCUUGACGUAAUGUGAAAAUACCUGUUUUCCCAAGAUUUAGUAAAAUGACAAGUUUGAUCGUUUGCUGUGGUUUAA